UUGGACGAGUGUGUCUCGAAAGGACGCCCUUCGUCUCGCCAAUAAACAACCGCGUCUUUUCCCCGCGUAUAAUCUUCUCCGCGAUCGCCUUCCAGUAGAGUUCGCCAGAAAAAAUUCGAAAGGCAGUCGAUUUCGCGGCGAUGCCGAGGCUUUCGCGAGCCGGCUUCCGAGCACGUUGCGUAGAGUACGGUUAACGUUCGCAAGCGCGGUAUCGUGCUGGGUCAAUAGGACUGUGAAGUUCGUUCCGACUACGUUUUAACAAAUAACAGAUGGAUUCGUUUCACGGUAAUCCCUACUCGAAUCCGGAGUGCAGCAAAACUUUUGACGACGCGGUGGAGGAACGUGUUAUUAAUGAAGAAUACAAAAUAUGGAAGAAGAACACACCGUUCUUGUAUGAUCUGGUCAUGACACAUGCAUUGGAAUGGCCCUCUCUGACUGCCCAAUGGCUACCUGAUGUUACGAGACCUGAGGGAAAGGAUUACUCUGUUCAUCGACUAAUCCUAGGAACUCAUACCUCGGACGAACAGAAUCAUCUGCUCAUCGCCAGCGUUCAAUUACCUAACGAAGACGCUCAGUUCGACGCGUCCCAUUACGAUAAUGAGAAGGGCGAGUUCGGUGGAUUCGGCUCCGUCAGCGGGAAGAUAGAGAUAGAAAUAAAGAUAAAUCACGAAGGCGAGGUCAAUAGAGCGCGUUACAUGCCACAGAAUCCGUGUGUCAUCGCCACCAAGACACCCUCUAGUGAUGUCCUUGUGUUCGAUUAUACUAAACAUCCCAGCAAACCAGAUCCAAACGGAGAAUGUCAUCCAGACUUGAGGUUGCGAGGUCAUCAAAAGGAAGGCUACGGUCUCUCGUGGAACCCCAAUUUAAAUGGCUACUUACUGAGUGCAUCCGACGACCACACUAUCUGUUUAUGGGAUAUUAAUGCGACUCCAAAGGAAAAUCGAGUAAUAGAUGCUAAAACUAUAUUUACUGGACAUACAGCUGUGGUAGAGGAUGUUGCUUGGCAUUUAUUACAUGAAUCAUUAUUUGGAUCAGUUGCUGAUGAUCAGAAGCUUAUGAUUUGGGAUACUAGGUGCAACAAUACUAGUAAACCAAGUCACACUGUGGACGCCCAUACCGCAGAAGUUAACUGUCUCAGCUUUAAUCCAUAUUCUGAAUUUAUAUUGGCUACUGGCAGCGCAGACAAGACUGUAGCCCUCUGGGAUUUGCGAAAUUUGAAACUCAAACUGCACUCGUUUGAGUCACAUAAGGAUGAAAUUUUCCAAGUUCAAUGGUCACCGCACAAUGAGACGAUAUUAGCGAGCAGCGGCACGGACAGACGAUUGCAUGUAUGGGAUCUUAGUAAAAUCGGCGAGGAACAAUCUACUGAGGACGCUGAGGAUGGUCCACCGGAACUUUUGUUUAUACACGGCGGUCACACGGCUAAAAUAAGCGAUUUCUCGUGGAAUCCGAAUGAGCCAUGGGUUAUAUGUUCAGUGUCUGAAGACAACAUAAUGCAAGUUUGGCAAAUGGCAGAGAAUAUCUACAACGAUGAGGAACCUGAAACACCGGGAAGUGAGCUCGAAACUGGCGGUUCAUAACGUCUUAAUUAAUUUAUCACAUCACUUGCGAUUGAAAUCAACAUUCAGAUGUUCCCGUCAAGAUUGAAUUAAGUUACAUGUCGACAUCUCAACGUAUACUUUUCGGUGACAGAUGUUUCGAAUUCCACUUUCAAGGAAUCCUUGUCAUCACUCGCUUAUGUGUGUGACAAAACCGGCGACGUCAUCUCUCUGUAAUGGCGAAAGCUCAAGUAAUGUUAGGGGAUGUCAAGUACUUUUCUACUUCCUUUUAAGAAUGAUUAAUAAAGAAGUGACAUUCAAUGUGA
Messenger RNA from Odontomachus brunneus, 1864 nucleotides. It is a transcript of the gene Caf1-55, whose product is annotated as probable histone-binding protein Caf1. Gene Ontology annotation, biological process: regulation of gene expression. Gene Ontology annotation, cellular component: NuRD complex; ESC/E(Z) complex; nucleus. Gene Ontology annotation, molecular function: histone binding. The record is from RefSeq and is a predicted model, not a curated record. NCBI's taxonomy places the organism in Eukaryota, Metazoa, Arthropoda, Insecta, Hymenoptera, Formicidae. The transcript has 5 exons. The coding region runs from base 270 to 1580 and encodes 436 amino acids.